Asparagus officinalis (garden asparagus) is the source of this 1603-nucleotide messenger RNA. RefSeq names its product purple acid phosphatase-like. Lineage: Eukaryota; Viridiplantae; Streptophyta; Magnoliopsida; Asparagales; Asparagaceae. The coding region runs from base 45 to 1436 and encodes 463 amino acids. Gene Ontology annotation, molecular function: metal ion binding; acid phosphatase activity. The record is from RefSeq and is a predicted model, not a curated record. The transcript has 8 exons.
AAAAAAAAAACCCAAGAGCGGGAAGAUAGAGAAGAGAUUGAGAAAUGAGGCAUUGCUCUCAUCGUUAUCUCUAUCUGUUAUUGCUAGCUCUCUUUGUGAGCUUUGCUGCUAAUUGCAAUGGAGGAAAGACUAGUUCUUUUGUUAGGAAGGGGAAGAAGUCUAUUGACAUGCCUUUAGAUAGUGAUGUCUUCAGAGUUCCUCCUGGUUACAAUGCUCCUCAACAGGUUCACAUAACUCAAGGAGACCUUCGCGGUACUGCAAUAAUUAUAUCAUGGGUUACCCAGGAUGAGCGUGGCUCUAGUAAAGUCCUUUAUGGCACAUCAGAAGACAGCCUCGAGUUUUCGUCUAAAGGCAGAGUUACUCGCUAUACGUUCUAUAACUACACUUCAGGGUUUAUCCAUCACUGCACUCUCCAAAAAUUGAAGCAUAACACGAAGUAUUACUAUGAGGUUGGUAUUGAUCAUUCACCAAGGAGAUUCUGGUUCAUAACUCCUCCUGAAGUUGGUCCUGAUGUUCCUUAUACAUUUGGCAUAAUAGGGGAUCUCGGGCAGACUUAUGAUUCCAAUAGCACACUCACUCAUUAUCAGAUGAACCCGAUGAAAGGCCAAACUGUUUUGUUCGUUGGUGAUCUCUCCUAUGCAGAUGAUCAUCUGAAUCAUGAUAAUGUGAGAUGGGAUACUUGGGGCAGGUUCGUCGAGAGGAGCACUGCGUAUCAGCCUUGGAUUUGGACCGCAGGGAACCAUGAGAUUGAUUUUGCUCCUGAACUUGGUGAGACUGAGCCAUUUAAGCCAUAUAGACACAGAUAUCAUGUUCCCUACAAAGCUUCUGGAAGUACAUCUCCAUUCUGGUACUCGAUCAAGCGAGCCUCAGCACACAUCAUUGUUCUUGCAUCUUAUUCAGCUUAUGGUAAAUAUACUCCUCAGUAUGAGUGGCUUGAAGCCGAGCUACCAAAAGUUAACAGAAGUGAAACACCAUGGCUAAUUGUUCUCUUGCAUUCACCAUGGUAUAAUAGUAACAACUACCAUUACAUGGAAGGAGAAUCCAUGAGAGUAAUGUUUGAAUCUUGGUUUGUAAAAUACAAAGUUGAUGUCGUGUUCGCAGGUCAUGUCCAUGCCUAUGAGCGCAGUGAGCGAGUAUCAAACAUUGCAUACAACAUUGUGAAUGGAGAAUGUAUGCCAACUCCUGAUCCCUCUGCACCAGUGUACAUAACUAUCGGCGAUGGAGGAAACAUUGAGGGACUUGCCACCAACAUGACAGAACCACAGCCCAAAUACUCUGCAUACAGAGAAGCAAGCUUCGGUCAUGCCAUUUUUGAGAUAAAAAACAGAACUCAUGCCUACUACAGCUGGCGCCGAAAUGAUGAUGGUUAUGCAGUAGAAGCUGAUUCGAUGUGGUUUUAUAAUAGGUUUUGGUAUGCGGUGGAUGAAUCUAAUUAAUCUUUUUCAUGAUGGUGUAUGUGUAGUUUUUCUUCUUCUUCAGAAGUUAAAGAUUGCUUCUUAAAUUCACAGGCAUCGUCCUCACGUUUCAGUUGGGGUUCCUGUAAAUGAGUUUUUGCUCGAACAUUUGUAUCGUCAUAUAAGUCAAUAAAGAUCCUUUCGUAUCU